AUGAAGGUGAAAUGGAGUCAGCUGGGUCUGGUGUUCUUCCUUGUGUUAUCUCUGGUGAUGACCGGAUGCUUCUUCUGGCAGUAUCAGCUGCCAAAACUUCCGCCAGAAGACGACGGUCGCAACGCCAAAGCAGAAAGGAUGUGUCCCCGUUUCCCCGAGCCGCUGCCUCUGGAGCAUCCCAUACCCAGCCUGAAAGAGGCCCUGGAAAAGGUGGACCUUUUGCUUCGGCAGACUGUCAACCCCAUCAGCCUCCCCUCUCUGUCGGCCAUAGUGAUUUUAAACGACACGGUCUUGUGGACUGGGAACUUUGGAAAAAGGAACUCCAGUGACCCGCUCUCUGGAGCCCCUAAUGAGUACACGAUUUACAGGAUUGCCAGCCUGUCCAAAAUCUUCCCAACGUUGAUGCUCUACAAACUCUGGGAGGAUGGAAAGAUCGGCUCCCUCGAUGACCCUCUGGAGAAAUACGUUGAAAACUUCACCAUCAAAAACCCUCUGGGGAAGACGAGGGACUCAGAGCUGAAGUACGUGACAGAUGGUCUGAUAUUUCUGGACAGCGGGGAGGUUCAGAUCCGCUCCUCGUCAGUCACCCUGCGAAGGAUGGCCAGCCAGCUCUCAGGUUUACCAAGGAGACUCCGAGCAACAAACCUCCUCUGGAAAGGAAAAACACAAACAGCAAUCAACCUGCUGCAGGAUGACGUCCUCGUGGCUGACCCCGGCACAAAAUGUCACUACAGUAACCUGGCCUUCUCUCUGCUGGCUCAUGUGAUGGCCGAGCGGGUCGCCUCUGUUGGCUACCAGCGGUGGAUCACAGACAAUAUCCUGGACCGGUUGGGUAUGGAGGACACCAGCUUUGACAUCACACCGGGGCUGCAGACUCAGAUGGCCGUGGGAGUUUACUCCAACGGGAAACCAGCCCCACUCUACGACCUGGGCUGGUACCGGCCUUCGGGUCAGAUGUACUCCACGACGGCUGACCUCGCCAAGCUCGCCAUGAUGCUUCUGGGCGCCUACCAUCGCAAAAUGCUGGAGCCGGACUCACUGAAGAUUAUGCUUACGCCAGUCUUCAAGUGCGAUAAGGACUACUUUGCCAACCGUACCGGGACACCAUGGGAGGUGAAUGAGCUGUUAGGAUACGAAAUGGUGCGUAAAGAUGGCGAUCUUGAUGGCUACUCUGCUACCCUUUCCCUCGUGCCGAGACUGAAGCUUGGUCUGGUGGUGCUUAUGGCUGGCAGCCGGUCCCAGAACCAGGAUGUGGUCACCAAAGCCUACAACUACAUCAUCCCAGCUAUCGAGAAAGCAUUCAGGGAAGCUAAAAAGAUUAUCUUUCCUCCACCAAAUCCUGAAGCAUAUGUCGGCUUUUACACCUACAGCAACAUCACUUUCUACGAGAUCAAAGCGGGGGCGGAUGGAGUUCUGAUCAUGCAGCAGUUUGGACCUCAAAUUGAAGAGCUGAUCCCUGAGAGGUUCAGGACAAUAAAACUGAACUACCUGGUCGACCGGGUGUUCAGAGUCGUUUUUGAAAAGGAGUACCCGUGUGUUUUGAGAGUUGGCACAGCCUCGGUGUCUCUGGAAGCUCAAGAUGGACAAUUAUUUAACUUCUACACAUUUAAUAAGCGAGGUUUGUCCCCUGGUUUUGACGCACCUGGACUGAACACAUACAAUGUUGUCAGGAUAGCCCGCAAGCCGACCUUCUCGAGCUGAUCUGCAACAGUGCAGAGUCUAAAGACAAAUGGAGUCUCCUUGAGUUAGAAGAAGAACUGUAAACAAAAGUGAGGCUGUGGAUCUUGGAGAACUAAAUGGAAAAGUUGGAGUCACUUUCGCUGUCAAUGAUUGAUUUACAGAGAAGAACAAGGAUAUGAGUAAUGUCUCGCACUGGAAAUGGAUUCAUGUCUGUGUUGAAAUUGACCGUCCUCCUCAUGCCGCUCCUUCAUCAUGCCUCCCGACUGAUGACACACAUUACAGUGAUGCAGUGCUUGUGUUUUCCCCAAACCACUCUCACGUUGUAUUGGUCUCCUCCGUCUUUCAGUUUUCACGAGGGAAAACAGCUGAACCUCGGCUUCAAACAAACUCAUGUUUUGGUCUUUCACAUGAAUAUUUACAUUCUUUUUAUUUUCAAUUCUUGGACCACUAAUGGCUUUCUGAGAGAGCUUGUCGCUUCAUACAUAUUUAUCAUCCUCCUAUUGAAAGAAAAGAUUGAUUCAGUGUUUGUGUUACUGUAAACAAUGGUAAUGGCAGGUAAGACCGCAACAUUUCCACGCUCAACAUGAUUAUGCAUCACCUUCUCUUCAACACAAAUGUUUACACCGGGCUGCUUUUAAAUGUUACAAUGCUGAAUCUAAGGUACUAAAUAUGUUGGCCUCAUGUAAGCAGCGAUUAACGACGGGGAGGCUUUCUGUUGCCUCUGUGACUCUUUGCAGGGUAAUCCCUAAAAAUGGACUCCAAAUACUCCGACCUCUCACACCAUCGUGCUAAAGCGAUGCCCCGACUGCUGCAGGAAACGACAUUCAAGUGCAGGAAAAUAACCCCCAUAAGGCAGGGAUUAGCCUUUAUAUUAGAUUCUCUGUCUAAGGGUGUGAUUGAAAUGGAAAUGGCCUUGUCUUGAAGCAUCAAGUGCGUCAAGAGGAGGAAAUGUGAAUGCAAUGCAGCUGAAAAACAAUCUAUCUGCCUCAUCCUGCUAUUUAUAUAAUAUUGAGACUGCCAUUCAACCUUGCAAUUCAUUCUUGUUACAGCCAGACAUACAUGCUCAUCCAGAUAGAUGAUGGGGAGAUAGAAUCAUCUGGCUCAUGCAGCAGUGUAAGCUAAACCGAGAAAAAAAUGGAAAUUAUAUUUUGUGUUAAUUAUGUGCUGUUGUUGUUAAAGCUCGUUAAUUAAAUGUCUGCAGGGAUUCGUUCAGUCUUCAGAAAAAACAAAAGCAAUCAGGAAUGCACAACUCUUCAGCGUUAUUACACUCAUUAAGGUACAAAAGCAGGCAUUAACAUUAUAAUACUGCUUUUUAUGAAUAGCUUCCACAUUUAUUUGUGUUGCUUUUCAAAUAGACACAAACAUUAUCGCCGUUUUUUUUUUUCAUCUUUUUAAAAAGAGUUUGUAAUCGAUCAAUCAAUUCAUGAACGGGAUGAUUGCUGGCGGUGCAACAAGAGACAAAACAAGAUCCAGAAAAGCUCACAGUACAGUAUUACAUUCUUUUUUCAACAAGUUUCACCAAACACAGAGAAACAUUGCACCUGUUUGUACAGCUCAGCAUAACAUGACUCUUUAAAAAUGUAAUCCAGUACAACAACUCUUGAAUCACACUCGAUUGUCCCACUUUCUUUCGAAGGCAUUCAGCAGUUACAGAGUAAGACAGCAGGUGGAAUAUGCAGGCACUGUUCAGCGAUAUCAUUUAUAGUAACAAAGAAAACGGAGUAAAUCAAGUUCAAGUACAAGCGCUUCAAUGACACGUCUUAAGUUUGAAGGAAUUUAACAUUUUCAGAAGAAGGACAAGAUCACUUCCUCGGCAAGGAUCAGAUGAGAGGAUUGGAGCAACUUCAAAGUCUGGUGUGAUAGAUUUUGUUUACACUCUGGCUUCUGUAAGGAUGGAGCAAAUGUGAAAUAAAAGAGCCUCCUUGAUCAUUCACACA
Notolabrus celidotus (New Zealand spotty) is the source of this 3617-nucleotide messenger RNA. RefSeq names its product lactamase, beta-like 1b (gene lactbl1b). The coding region runs from base 1 to 1701 and encodes 566 amino acids. The record is from RefSeq and is a predicted model, not a curated record. The transcript is spliced from 6 exons. Lineage: Eukaryota; Metazoa; Chordata; Actinopteri; Labriformes; Labridae.